This is a messenger RNA of Myxocyprinus asiaticus (Chinese sucker), 1316 nucleotides long. It is a transcript of the gene rhoac, whose product is annotated as ras homolog gene family, member Ac. The record is from RefSeq and is a predicted model, not a curated record. Gene Ontology annotation, biological process: cell migration; stress fiber assembly; small GTPase-mediated signal transduction. The transcript is spliced from 5 exons. Lineage: Eukaryota; Metazoa; Chordata; Actinopteri; Cypriniformes; Catostomidae. Bases 141 to 722 code for a protein of 193 amino acids. Gene Ontology annotation, molecular function: GTP binding; GTPase activity. Gene Ontology annotation, cellular component: dendritic spine; cleavage furrow.
CUAAUUUGAACGUUUUAUGUAAAUACACAAAGUUGACGAAGAUUAAUAAUAGUGUUUGGCGAGGAGAGCAUGAGAUCGUGUGCGUUUUGAUUGACUGUUGGAUUUCCUUUCAUUUCACCAGCCUGAAACUCAAUGACACUAUGGCUGCCAUCCGUAAGAAACUCGUCAUAGUGGGUGAUGGAGCCUGUGGAAAGACCUGUUUGCUGAUUGUUUUCAGUAAAGACCAGUUUCCUGAAGUCUAUGUGCCCACAGUGUUUGAAAACUAUGUAGCAGACAUUGAGGUUGAUGGAAAGCAGGUAGAACUUGCUUUAUGGGAUACUGCUGGACAGGAGGACUACGAUCGGUUAAGACCACUCUCCUACCCUGAUACAGAUGUCAUUCUUAUGUGCUUUUCCGUUGACAGUCCUGAUAGCUUGGAGAAUAUUCCAGAAAAGUGGACACCAGAGGUGAAGCACUUUUGUCCGAAUGUACCCAUCAUCCUCGUGGGUAACAAAAAGGAUCUCCGAAAUGAUGAGCACACACGAAGGGAACUUGCCAAAAUGAAACAGGAGCCCGUAAAGCCUGAAGAAGGGCGAGACAUGGCCAACAGAAUCAACGCCUUUGGUUAUUUAGAGUGCUCAGCCAAGACAAAAGACGGAGUGAGAGAAGUGUUUGAGAUGGCCACCAGAGCUGCACUGCAAGCAAGGAAACGUGGCAAAAAGAGCGGCUGUCUGCUGUUAUAGAAACCUGUAGCGGAGAGGAUAUCACUUAAUGGCCCAGGAGACUUAAAAGCAGGGAGGGGAGGGAUGGAUUGGAUUGGAAAAGCCUAACAUUCAUGUUCCAGUACAGUUGGCAUAAAGGACUGAUACUGGGACAACGUGUCAGACUAACCACAAGAGACCAAUGGAAAGACUUUGGGAACCGUUGGGAAUAGGAUGAUGUUAUUUCCUGUUAUCACAAAGUUUGGGGUUAAGAGAUUUCUGGUAAUAUCAAGCAAAAAUGUUCAGAUAAAGUUUGUAAAUGGACUCUGUACCCUAGGAUAAUUUGAUGUUGAGUUAUUUUUCCUUUACUUUUUAGCCCCAAACUGUUACAUGCCAGUAUAAAAAAUGUUCUCCAAGCAUCUCUUUUAGGUUUACCUUACUGUCUUUAACGACUGUUUUACGUGUUGGACAGAUUGGAUGUAUGUAUGUAUGUGUGUUUGUAUAUGUAAGAAUAUGAAUGUUUGUGUACAUGAGUGCACGUCCAGGUCUUUUCUUUGUACAUGAGUGUAUCUGGCCAGCUUUUUUCUGUUUUGAAUAUUUGGUGCUCAAUUAAAGCAAACAGGCUGAAAAUUAAAA